UCCCGGACAUCCGGUCGUCAGGCCCCGCCCCCGGCCGUCGGUGUCAUGGCGCUGUGCGAGGCCGCGGCUUGCGGGAGCCCGUUGCUCUGGCCUCGGGUGUUGCUCUUCGGAGACUCCAUCACCCAGGUACCGCCGCUGGGGCGUGGGGUGCUCGCACCCGCCUUCCCUGGGGUCGCUGCCCUGCUUGCCUGCGGGGAGAACCGGCAAUCGCUGUGACAGCCCGAGGCCUGAGGUCGCUCCCCAGGCUUUUUGCACUGCAGGAUCCUGGAAGCAAGUUGGGAACCCAGAUGCUCCCAGAAAUGAAGUGAAAAUCAGUUUUUCUCGCAUCUACUCGCUUUAGUGGAGGGAAGAGAAGCACUUUUUUAUGCCUUUUCCCUCCACUUUGGUGUUUUUUUAAUUUUUCUCACUGAUGACUUCCUAUGAACGGAUUCAAACAUGAUUUUCUAAAAAGCAAUUGCAUGGAUGCCCAUCAUGGGUAACGCGGGUUUGAGUUGGACAUUCCAGAUUCCAGGGGCAUGCACACGUCACAAAGGGUCUUCCUCGGCUCCCCUCCUGAAUUUGUUCAGCAGUGGAAAUGGAAAGGUGGAGCUCCGUGGACUUCAUUUCCUAACUGAGCAAACCAGGGCUUCAUCUCUUUCUCGCACAUGGAUGGUGGGCUGGGAACACAUCAGGGGCCCUUGACAUGUUACAAUACCAGAUGGGCCAAAAUUAUUCUUCCAAGACUAAUCAGGAAAGGGAACAGUUUGGACAACCCUGUAGCAGUUACUGUUUUCUUUGGGGCCAAUGAUAGUGCACUAAAAGAAGAGAACCCCAAGCAGCACAUUCCCGUGGAGGAAUAUAUUGAGAAUCUCAAGAGCAUAGUGCAGUACCUCAAUUCCGUGGACGUUCCCAAGAACAGGAUCAUUCUCAUUUCGCCACCCCCACUCUGUGAGGCCAUGUGGGAAAAGGAGUGUCGCCUGCAAGGCUGCAAGUUAAAUCGCCUGAACUCAGUAGUUGGAGAAUAUGCUAGUGCCUGUUUACAAGUAGCCCAAGACUGUGGCACUGAUGCACUUGACUUGUGGACCCUGAUGCAGAAGGACAGCCAGGAUUUUUCGUCCUAUUUGUCAGAUGGACUACAUUUAUCACCUAAGGGAAAUGAGUUUUUGUUCUCCCAUCUUUGGCCUUUGAUAGAGAAGAAAGUCUCCUCUCUCACUUUGCUUCUUCCUUACUGGCGAGAUGUAGCAGAAGCAAAACCGGAACUCAGUCUCCUGGGAGAUGGAGACCAUUAGUCACAGUGAACCGUGUCUGGCUCUGAAGCUCCUGUCAAGCUUCUGAUGCACAAAGAUGCCAGCCAAACAAUCAAAGAAUAUUUUCUUCUUUCUCUGACCCUGGACAAAAAGCCACUAGCAUUUGUCACCAAGACUAAUAAAAUCAAUUUUUCAGGAA
Suncus etruscus (white-toothed pygmy shrew) is the source of this 1425-nucleotide messenger RNA. It is a transcript of the gene IAH1, whose product is annotated as isoamyl acetate hydrolyzing esterase 1 (putative). Bases 645 to 1268 code for a protein of 207 amino acids. The record is from RefSeq and is a predicted model, not a curated record. Gene Ontology annotation, molecular function: hydrolase activity, acting on ester bonds. Lineage: Eukaryota; Metazoa; Chordata; Mammalia; Eulipotyphla; Soricidae. The transcript has 5 exons.